This is a messenger RNA of Nasonia vitripennis (jewel wasp), 4004 nucleotides long. RefSeq lists its product as uncharacterized. The transcript has 5 exons. The coding region runs from base 1349 to 3658 and encodes 769 amino acids. The record is from RefSeq and is a predicted model, not a curated record. NCBI's taxonomy places the organism in Eukaryota, Metazoa, Arthropoda, Insecta, Hymenoptera, Pteromalidae.
UCGGCACUUCGGCAGUCACAGCACGUUUAAGAAAAUCUCGGAUAACAAAGAACGGAGGGAGUAGAGGAGGAGCAUCGAUGAGGGCUAACCCGCAAAUAUAACAGCUUCACCAUGCCCACUAUAUACUCAGGUAUAAGUUGUACAGCGCGACCCCACGGGACUUUACGAAAGCUGCGAUCGCUAUGAACAGGUUGACACGGGUAUAGGCGUAUAGGCAUACCUGCUGCACGAUAGGUACUUACGCUAUAUGUAUAAGUAUUUGCGAACUACAAACGUUUUUUCUUUAGAAGUCUUACGGAAAAUUCUGGUAAGAACUGGUAGGAAUUGUACGUUUGUACGUUGAUACGAGGGUAACAGGACUGUAUCGCACAUGUUUCAUACAUAUUGUAUGAAAAAUCUUCGACAGUUAUUGUUCCGAAUUGUCUCGUCGAGUGAUUUGUAUAUUGAUUGUAGUUGUGUCUGCAUAAUACACCAACUACAAGACACACAAAGUCCAUCAGUCAAGAAACGCUGCAUAGCUCACCUAAAGUCAUCAAUACCAUUCAAAUGAGAAGGAAUCUUUGUUGAACGUUGUCAUUUAUACUGCAUUAGGUUGCAUGUUUAAUGUUUUCUUUAUCAUGAGGCAUUGCGAUAAUUAAGCUGAUAGAUAUCGAGCCAACAUUAUUACUAUUCAUCCAGAAGUUGCCACUACUGUUUGCAGAACUGGUGAUAACAUCAUAACGAAGACUUUAAUUUGGUAAUUUAGUCAUCUAAUCCAGAUUUUUCCGAGAUGCUAUUCUUUCUUCCUUUAAGAGGAUUAUCAAGAGAGAGAAAGAGAGACAAAGAGAAUCGUAAGAUCAAAUAUUUGUUAAUGUACUACAAUUGGCAGUAGUUUUGAUCACUUCUACGUAUGAUCGAAGCAGCAACAAGAAAAGUGUUGCUGAUUUACAUUUGUCUAAUAAUCUGCGCUAACGGCACACCCUGCCUCUUGACGCCCUACUUAAGUGACCACAAGGAUUGUUCACUGUAACAGGUCCCAUAAACAGGCACUUUAUUCACUUGAAAAAGCAAGAGCAGCAGUUUAUUAAUACAGGUACAUAUCCUAAAGCGGAUUUAUAGUAUCAUCAGUUUGGACUGACUGCAGGCGUUCCUAUUGUCAAUGAGUGAAUUCUAUGUACAUGAUCCAACUUAUAACCCGACAUUCCAUCGUCAAGCAAGUUGAUGUUGUACGUCAACUAUUCAUGUUCUUAUAAGCGACACGAAUAAACGCAAGAAUUGUUCAUUGCAACAGGCCUAGUAUCGGCAGCUUCAUUACUUCGAAAAGCAAGAGCGAAACUUUAAAACUGGUAUUUGGUUUUAAUUCUUUAAAAUGCCAAGAAAGUGUUAUGGCAAACCUUAUACGACAAGGCAUAUCCGCCGACAAAUCAGUGAAAGAAGAGCAUCUAUAAUGAAAGAUGUAAAUGCUCAAUUUUUACAAUAUCUUGACUUAGCCUGCCAAACCUUUGAAAAUGAUUGCGAAGAAAACGAAGAACAUAAUAAAAAUGUGAAUAAUACGGAUACUUAUGCAGAUGAUAUGAAUUUUGAAGCAUGUAUAAAUAUCUGUACACAAAAAGAUAAUACUGCAAGUUUAUAUUGUAAGCAAUUAAGUGUAGAAAAAUUCAAUGAAUAUGAUGUUUGCUCACAAAAGUCUCACAAUGUACAUAAUAGUAAUACUUUAUCUACUGGUAUCAAUGAAAUGCAGCAAAGUGAUUUUGGAGAAUCUGCAAAAGAAAGAACAGAGGCAAAAAUGCAUAGUGUUGAUCCAUUUAUGCUUUUCCUACAGAAUAUUAAUGACAGUGAAAUAAGUAGUGACUCAGAAAGUGAUUCACAAGAGACUGACAGUUUAUCUGAUAACAAUGGAAAAGAUGCCAAAUUUGUUGAUUCUCUUCGAAAUUUCUGUUUGAAGUACAUCCAUACUAUACCUCACGUUGCGGUCAAUGACCUAUUACAUAUCUUGAGGGAAAAUACAAAUACAUAUUUCCCAAAAGACGCUCGUAGUCUAUUGAAAACGCCAAGAUUUACGGAACUACAUCAAAUGAAUAAUGGACAGUAUUGCCAUUAUGGAUUAAAACGUGCCAUUACUAUUUUUGUGCUGAAUUUUAUAGAAAAAAAUAUAAACGUUGAUUCAAUACAAUUGCUUGUCAACAUCGAUGGUGCUCCUUUAGCCACAUCCUCCGAAAAAGGGCUAUGGAUUAUUUCAUGCUCGGAAACAGUAUUGAACGAUGUCGAAUUAGUUGGCAUCUAUCACGGAGAAGAUAAGCCUCCCGACAGCAACACUUUAGUCAAAAUGUUUGUGGACGAAUUAAUACUUUUAUGUAAUCAUGGUUUCGAGUGUGAUAGCAAAGUAUAUAAAAUCACAUUACGAGCCCUCAUAUGUGACGCCCCAGCAAAAGCUUAUAUCUUAAAAGUGAAAUAUCACACAGGAUAUUGCAGUUGUACAAAGUGUCAGAAAGAAGGUGAAUGGCUAAAUAAAAUUUGUUUUCCUGGUGAUAUUGCUACUUUAAGAACAGAUCAAGAUUUUAGAGAUUAUAAGUAUGUGGAUGAAGAGUAUCAACGUGAACGAACCAUUCUAGCUGACAUUCCGAAUUUCGGAUUGGUCACAAAUGUUCCGUUAGAUUACAUGCAUCUCGUUUGUUUGGGCGUAACGUUAAAAUUAAUUGAGCAAUGGAUAAGCGGAAGAAGCAAAGUGAAAUUAUCUGAAUAUCAGCGAAAAAUGAUAUCUGACCGAUUAGUGAACCUACAAAAAUAUAUGCCGUCCGACUUUAGCAGAAAGCCGAGAAAAUUUCAAAAUGUUCGACGUUUGUGGAAAGCGCACGAGCUUAGGCAAUUUUUGUUGUACUCAGGGCCCGUAGUACUAUAUAAUAUUUUAGAUGAAAAUGCAUAUUUUAAUUUUUUACUCUUGCACGUGGCUAUAUCAAUAUUAGUUAACCCUAUUCUGUCUUCUAAUGAUUGUUAUUUACAUUAUGCUGAACAGCUUUUGACGAAUUUCGUUAAAAGUUUUCAAGUUUUAUAUGGUGCUAAUAACGUGACGCAUAACGUUCAUAACCUUUUACAUGUCGUUGGAGAUGUAAGAGAGUACGGUUGCUUAGACUCUUUCAGUGCUUUUCGUUUCGAAAAUCACAUCCGAAAAAUAAAGCAAUUAGUAAGAAAAGGGGAUAAACCUUUGCAGCAAAUACAUCGCAGAUUAGGAGAAAUCGUAGCAUGUAAAACAUAUUCAGUGGAUAUAAAUAACAAAACUUCUGUAUUGUCAAAAAAUUAUUAUAAUGGUCCUAUACUUCCAUCUCAUUCACGAGAUAAUCAGUUUCAAAUUUUUAGAAAAAGCUCAUUAUACUUAAAUAUUGCUGAUAGCAAAAGUAAUUGUGUCUUAUUAAAAAAUGGUAUGGUCGUCGAAUGCUUAAAUUUCGUUGAAAACAUAGACAAAAAUCAGUUCAUUAUGGGUAAACCGUUGGAAACAAUCGAUAACUUUUACUCUUAUCCGUUAGAUUCCAGGACUUUAAAUAUUAAAGUAGUGAAAUAUAGCAAUGAAAAUUUACAAUCAUACUCUUGCGGAUCGAUUUUAGCGAAAUUAUGUAAGUUACCGUAUAAUGAAAACUUUGUAGUCUUCCCACUUAUCCAUACCUACAAUUUUGAAGCAAAUUAAUAAUAAUUUUUCAUUAGAGUAUUAUGAUCAUGAAAAUUAGUCAUAUAAUGUAUACAAGCGAUCUGAUACAUGGUAUAAUCGAAAUUUUAUAUUUAAAAUCAAAAUAUUGUUAAUCGUACGUUUUGUAUAUAUUCUGCACUUACUAUAUUAAGACACAAUAUUUUAAAUAAUUAUUGUUGUAGCCUGUUUUUGAGUAAAAGAGAGCCACAUUGUAAUAAUUUUCUGAGGGCAAUCUGAAUGCUGCUCUCAUAAUCCUUUUAUAAAAUAAAUAAUUGUUAAUCACCUUUUGUUGUACAUCAAAAAGUUGUUUGUAACAAACCUCUAAAUAAAAAUCUAUAAACAUUGA